Molecule: messenger RNA, 3859 nt
Organism: Bursaphelenchus okinawaensis
Lineage: Eukaryota; Metazoa; Nematoda; Chromadorea; Rhabditida; Aphelenchoididae
Source: the annotation of a GenBank genome assembly
AUGGGUGAGACCCCUAUCCCCAACGAUAUUUACACGGCUCUCCACGACAAUAACUUUAUCCCUGACCCAUAUUUUGGGUCGAACGAUGAGUAUUUGAAAUGGAUCGGAAGGGCUCCUUGGUCGUUCUUCACCGUCUUCAAUCUCACCACUGAAGAGAUGAAUGUAAGGGCAGCUUUGCGAGUAGAAGUAGUUGAAUAUGAGAGUAAAUACAAAUUAAAAAUAAUUUAAAGGAAACUUAAAAUAAUUGCAGUAAGAGCACAAGUUCACCUUGAAGAGUAACAAUCACUGUUUAUUUAUAGAAGGUGAAGGUGAUCGAAUUCAAAGGAGUAGACACGAUCGCUUCUGUCACUGUAAAUCAGGAAUUCGUCGGAAACACAAACAAUAUGUUCCGAACGUUCGCUUUCAUCGUCAACAACACAAUAUUGAGAGAAAACAACGAAGUCGUAGUUAACAUCGAGUCGCCAGUUAAUUACGCUGAAACCCAGUUUCAGGAAUACAAGGUAACAGAGUCAAUAUAAAGUGCAGAAACAUAAUAACAACUAUGUUAGGUAAAUCAAAUAAAGUCAAAAGUAAAUUAACAAGGAAAGUUCCCUACCUGCCCCGCUCAGAAUCAGCUCAAAAUUUUUAUAUGAAUUCUUUGUACCACCAAUAGUACCCAUAAAAAAUUUUAGCUCGCGCUCUUGAGUUUUAAAUUUAAAUUAUUUGGGUUUCCCGCCUAUUUGGCAAAUUUGGCAUUGUGUUUCAAGCACUUUUUUCAGCUUUCCAGACGAGAUACGCUUACAAAUUUAAAAAUGUAGGUUUUUUUAAAGGUUAUCUACUAGUAUAUUAAAGAAAAAUAAUUAACAGUCAAAAAAUGACAAAGUUACAAGCUUGAAACACAAUGCCAAGUUGGCGGGAAAUUCAAAAUGCCAUUUUUCAAUCUCGAUUUUCUCGAGAUUUCCUGGAAAGCGCGAUUUAGUACUUUGCUGAAGAUCUUAUAUUUAAAUGAUCUUUCUAUAUAAAAAGUUUGAAGUCAAUCAGAGCGGGGCAGGUCGGGCACUUUCCUUGUAAGUCCAAAGAUUAAGUUUCACAAUUUAAAAACGUUGAAUUAGUAAACAAGCUAAUGCUACCAACUUUCAGAACAUAACAGGGGAUGAAGUACCACCCGUAGAAGCCCCAAAGGUCCAAAAAGGAGAGUCCCAUUUCAAUUUCAUUCGAAAAACCCAGUCUAGCUUCAGCUGGGACUGGGGACCGUCAUUUCCCACAGUAGGCAUCUACCAACCUGUAUAUUUACAUUCCUUUGACCACUUUAAACUAACACAAUUCUCUCCGUAUGUCUACUACAGUAACAACAGUAAGUAAAAAAACAAUAAUACUAAAACAAUAUAAAUAGAAGAUCUCUCAACUUCUUUUUCUGUAAUGUAAGUUUCUUUUACAGGCUUCUGGAUGACAAUAACAGUUUAUUACUACUGUAAACCGGACUCCGAGCUGAACAUAUACUUCAAGGUAGAGAUACCAGAGAUAAAAUACCGGAAGAAACAUUAUUCAAACCCAAAAUGCACUGCGUUUGCCCAACAGCUGACUAUACCAGAACAUAUUGUACCAACUAACAAUAUUAAAUUGUGGUACCCACGAGGAUACGGCAGCCAAACCAUGUAUAACAUAACAUUAAAGACAACAAAUGGAAACAAAAAAGAGAGUUUAACCAAGAAAAUAGGCUUCAAAAAAGUCCUGUUAGAUCAAAGUUUAGUGAAUAAAGAUAACAUAACGACGGGAAACAACUUUGCUUACUACGUCAACGACAUUCCAGUGUUCUUGAAAGGUAAUAUCGAUAACAGAUUAAUAUUGUCCAACAAAAAACUUAACAAUACUACCACUAAAUACAACUAUAAAAAAGAGAAACCUAAAUAUAACAGCAGUACCAACUUACAAUCGACCUUAUUUUAGGUGCCAACUUCAUCCCGGCUUCUGUCUUUCCGUCGAAAUUCAAAGAGAAACAGCUCAACUUCUUGAUGCAUUCGAUUGUAGAAGCCAACAUGAACACUUUGAGAGUUUGGGGUGGAGGUGAAUGGCUUCGAGACAAGUUUAUUGAAGCGGCCGACGAAAUGGGUAUCCUGAUAUUCCACGAUCUGACAUUUGCCUGCGCUUUGUAUCCUACAAACAAAGAGUUUCUAGACAAUGUAAAAAAAGAAAUCAAAGAGCAAGUAAGUUUUUUUAAAGAUAAGUUUAUUUAAUUUUCCUACAACAAAGUAAAAAGCCAGCUUUGUCCAUAUUCAAUCAAAUUAUUGAUUUAUUACCAUAGAUAACAUAAAACUAACUUUUAGGUAUUAAGACUUAGACCACACGCUUCUUUAUUAAGCUUUUCUGGUAACAAUGAGUUAGAAGCAGCUAUAAGACAACAAUGGUGGCCAUCAGAAAAGUAUAACCAGACGAAACAAAUCCAAGAUUACCUGAAUUUGAUGAAACCUGUCUUGGAGACAGUCAAACGAUAUUAUCCAUCUGGCGUCAUAUUGAGAUCAAGCCCAUCGAAUGGCGGAGCAGAAAUGUACGAACUUAUAUAAUUAUUUACAUUAGUUACUUUUUUAUAUUUUUAUUUUUUUACUUCCGCUAACAAAAUUUUGUUUUUAUUUCGAGCGGAAUGUCACAAUUGAUCGAUAAUCAGGAACUUUUUAAAAUUUACAAAAAAUUGUUUCAGGGAGGUUGAUAAAAACCCUAAUGAUGAGUUGUUUGGUGAUAUUCACUACUACAACGAGUUCAUCAAUCUUUAUAAGACUUUUAAUCUCCAAACUCCACGAUGUGCUACAGAAUUCGGCGUUCCAUCGUUCCCGUUGUCUUCGACGAUGAAGAAAUACGUGAAUGCUUCUGAAUACAAGUACUUCAGCAAGGCAAUGUUGGCCCGUAAUCACCAUAUGUUUGGAGUCUUUACAUUACCGUUGAUGGUUAUGAAGCACUUUUCGAUUCAGGAUACAGAAUCCUUGGGAUCUUUCUCGUAUUUGACACAGAUACAUCAAGCGAUCGCUUUACAGACCCAGAUUGAGCAUUACCGUAGUUACAGGAGUGUGUUGACUGAGGAUGGGAAAGGACAUACAAUGUGUGCAUUAUAUUGGCAGUUGAACGAUGUCUGGAGCGGCAUCACUUGGAGCACGAUAGACUUUGACCAGAGAUGGAAAGUGGCUCAUUACUAUGUCAAAAAGGCCUUCAGAGACGUGUUAGUGAGCAUGGUAUGUUGUUGUGCUUUAAUCUAUUCUUUGUUUAUGAGAAAUGUAAUUAUGAAAUGUAAUGCCUUGUUGUUGUAUAUAACUUUUCAAGCUUAUCAUUCUUGUAGCAUCUCGACGAACACGGAAAUCUACAAGUUUUUGUUGUGAACGACCUUGCCGUGCCCUUAACCAACGCAAAACUAACAAUCGAGGCAUUCCAAUUGAACACAGAGUUCAAGAAAAGGUUGUUAUCAGAGAACAAACUCGAUGUAGCUGCCUUAUCAUCUCGAAAGAUACGAACACAAUCGUAUUCCCCUGAUUUGUCUGAUCUUUUCUUGAAGGCGUCAUUGUUUAGUUAUGACAAACUUGUAACUUCCAAUGUUUUGUCACCUGAUUACCUAUCUGAAUAUCUUGUUAGGGAUGUAAAUGUUACGGUUACUGACGUUGUAAGAGUAGAACAUUCGACUUACAAGUUGAAGUUACUCUCCAGAGAUGUUGUACCUUAUGUUUGGUUGGAUUUGAAGCCAAGGUUGUUGACAUCAGAUAUUAGAUAUCAUUUCAGUGAUAACGGCUUUACUAUCUUGAGUAAUGUAACAAGUGCGUACUUAUAUAUUCUAGAUGGGGAUGUUGGGGAUAUUAAAGUAGAUGACAUUUCUGUUUGUUGGGUCUAUAACUGUCAAUAA